AAUCUAUCGGAAUCUCCAGCUCCAAAAGCUUAUAAAGCUACCUAUCUAACCAGCUUAAGAGUGAGCUUAUUGUAAAUUGUGAAAGAUUAGUGUAUUAAGCUAGCUAGGUACAUGGCCAGUACUGUUUCUUUUGUUCUUCUUCUUCUUCUUCUUUCAUCAUGCCUUGUUUGCUGCCUGAAGAAUGGCUAUGCUUUUGAAGAAAAAGAUGGACAUCAUCAUAAUCAUUCAUACGCCAUACAACCCACCUCUCUUUUGCAGUCACCUGUUUGCGAUCCUUCCACCAAAGCCAAUGAAAGGACGUCGUCUCUGAAAGUAGUACACAGGCACGGCCCAUGUUUUGAUCACAAUGGAGAUGAAGCAAAUUACUCUCCAUCUCACGCUGAGAUUCUCCAACACGACCAAGCCCGAGUUAACUCAAUUCAUUCAAAAGUCUCUUUCAGGAAGUCACGCCAAGUUGACAGAAAGAAAGCAAGCGAUGGCACCACAAUCCCAGCAAAGGAUGGUUCCUCAAUGGGAACUGGCAAUUACAUUGUCACCAUUGGCCUCGGCACUCCAAAGAAAUUUCUGUCGCUGAUUUUUGACACGGGUAGCGACCUUACUUGGACCCAAUGCAAGCCUUGCGUCAAACAUUGUUAUUCUCAGGACGACCCAAUAUACGACUCUACUGCCUCCAAAACAUAUACCAAUGUUUCUUGCUCAUCAGCUAUGUGCGGUGAGCUCGUGUCUGCCACAGGCAAUUCUCUCGAUUGUGCAUCUUCAACAUGUGUCUAUGGAAUCGGAUACGGAGACAGUUCAUUCUCCGUUGGAUUUUUCAGCACGGAUACACUUACCAUAACCUCUACAGAUGUUUUCAAGAACUUCUACUUCGGUUGCGGCCAAAACAACCGUGGCCUAUUCGGCAGGACAGCCGGUUUGCUUGGUCUUGGCCGGAACCCAAUCUCUUUAGUCUCCCAAACUGCCACAAAAUACAAAAAAUUAUUCUCUUACUGCCUGCCUUCGUCAGCCAGCUCAACAGGCCACCUCACUUUCGGAAAUUCCGAUGCCAGCCUCUCGAAAGCAGUAAAAUUCACCCCACUCUCCGCUCUCACUGAGGGCACAUCUUUUUACGGCCUCGACAUGGUUGGACUCAGCGUUGGUGGUAAAAAUCUAUCCAUUCCCGAGUCAAUUUUUUCAAACGGUGCAAUCAUCGACUCAGGCACCGUCAUAACUCGCCUUCCACCGGCCGCCUACUCCUCCUUGCGCUCAACGUUCCGUAAAUUGAUGGCUGCUUAUCCAAGAGCUCCCGCUCUAUCGUUGCUCGACACGUGCUACGAUUUCACUGAUUAUAGUUCUGUCGAUGUGCCCACGAUUAGCUUCUUUUUCAAAGGUGAUGUUGAGGUGAGCAUUGACGUGACAGGAAUUCUGUAUGUGAACAGUCUGUCGCAGGUGUGUUUGGCAGUGGCCGGCAAUAGUGAUGCACGCGAGGUAGCCAUAUUUGCGAACACUCAGCAGAAGACUAUCGAAGUGGUGUAUGAUAGCGCUAGAGGAAGAGUUGGGUUUGCUCCAAUGGGCUGCAGCUAGAAAUUCAGAGUUAUAAAAGCAAUAAGUGCAGUGCUACCUGCACUAAAAAGUAUCUAAUGGCGCAUGUGAAUAAUAAUAUGUUAUUUUA
Molecule: messenger RNA, 1648 nt
Organism: Mangifera indica (mango)
Lineage: Eukaryota; Viridiplantae; Streptophyta; Magnoliopsida; Sapindales; Anacardiaceae
Product: aspartyl protease family protein At5g10770-like
Exons: 3
Coding region: 112-1560 (482 amino acids)
Biological process (GO): proteolysis
Molecular function (GO): aspartic-type endopeptidase activity
Source: RefSeq, a predicted model, not a curated record